AUGUUUAAAGUGGAAAUUGAUGUAAAUUCAACCGUUAAGCAACUUAAAGAAAAGGUUGAAGAGGAUAAAGGGAAAGAUUACCCAGCAGCUGCACAGAAAUUGAUUUAUUCAGGAAAGAUACUUGAAGAUGAAAAAAAAAUACUUGACUAUGAUAUUGAAGAAAGCAAAUUUGUGGUUUUGAUGGUAACCAAGAAUAAACCUCAAUCUGCCAAGGUGUCUGAGAGCUCUGCCAGUCAGGAAGAGACAGCAAGUGCUGCUGCAUCUGAAAAACCCCGACCUGCAACUAGCCAGGGAGCUUCAUCUACUCCAGCUUCAGGAACAUCAUCAAAAACUCAAGAGGCAACUGAUGCUGAUAAAACUGAUGCAGAAUCUGAAGCAAAGGCAUCAGAAAAAUCGGCCAGCACUGAUGAAACUACCCUUGCUGAAAAUACUGCUACAGCCUUAGCUGCAGCCAUUGAGGAGCCAUUGUCUGUUCUGCAGUCAGCAGAGAGUGCAUUAGUGACUGGACAGGACUAUGAAAAUAUGGUUCUGGAAAUAAUGAAAUUAGGAUUUGAUCGUGAACAUGUUGAACGUGCUUUAAGGGUUAAUUUUAAUAAUCCAGAUAGAGCAGUAGAGUUUUUAUAUAAUGGUGGUGGUACACAAGAAUUUGAAGCUGGGAUAAUGGAGGAUUCGCCAUUGACUGGAAGUGGAAAUGAAGCUAAUGUUACUAGUUCUAGUACUCCCCUACAGUCUGCUACAACACAGUCUGCUGAGAAUCCACUUGAAUUUCUCCGAAACCAGCCACAGUUUCAACAAAUGCGUCGUGUCAUUCAAAGAAAUCCUCAUGUAUUACCUGCCCUGCUGCAACAGAUAGGUUCAACAAACCCUCCACUUCUGCAGUUAAUCAGCCAGAAUCAGGAGACGUUUGUGCAAAUGAUUAAUGAGCCAGUAGAUGAAGGUGGUCAAUCAGGCACGGUUCAAGCUGGCCAAGCAGCAGGCCAGGUAGCAGCUGGCUUGGGUAGCACAGUUGGUGGUGGUGGUGGCGGUGGCGGCGGUGGUGGAGGUGGUGGUGGUGGCAACACUGGAGGUCAGGGUGUACAGAUAGGACCUGGAACAUUUAUUCAAGUAACCCCUCAGGAAAAAGAAGCUAUUGAAAGUUUGAAAGCAUUGGGCUUCCCUGAAGGAAUGUGCAUUCAAGCUUACUUUGCUUGUGAAAAGAAUGAAGAACUGGCUGCUAAUUUUUUAUUGUCUCAAAAUUUUGAUGAAGAUGACCAACUAAGUUGA
This is a messenger RNA of Acanthosepion pharaonis, 1263 nucleotides long. Lineage: Eukaryota; Metazoa; Mollusca; Cephalopoda; Sepiida; Sepiidae. The record is from the annotation of a GenBank genome assembly.